UUUGCGACGCUCGCGCACGCAACGUGUCCGGUCUGGUCAGCAUGUGUGCGAGAGCUCAUCCGAUCAGGAAGGGUGUGUAAGAGAUGGAGACGUCUUGUAAAAGACCAAAGAUUAUGGCGAGUUGUUGAUCUAACUGCAUGGAAAGGGGUGACAUCGCGCAUGCUGUGGGUUCUUCUACGCCAGUAUCUGGGCACUGGGCUCCGAUGCCUGCGGCUACGUGGCUUGCUGCUCUCUGCUAGAGGUGGGGCCUUUCUCUCAGAGUCCUGGCUCAAGGCUUUGUCCUCCAGGUGUCCCCGUCUGCGUAGUCUUUCCCUGCUGCACGCAGACCUGAGAGGCUUGCACAGUUGCCAGCUCCUGCCCACAACACUGCAGGUCCUAGAGUUGCGUGGCUGCGAGCUACCACAGGGCUUUUUCACCCAGACCCCACUCAGUCCUGAGAAACAAGCUGGAAUGGCAUCAACCGCUGCUACUCAGCAACAGGGACGUGUUCAAGCUGGGAAAGUGCCUGCCUCCACAUCAGGGAUUGCCAUUGAGACGAUGGUCCUUGACAACGUGCCCUCCUUCACAGACCAGCACCUGCAGAGUCUGGCGUCUUGGUUAAGGCUUAGCCGCCUAGAGCUCCGCAACGUCCUUCGUGUCACAGCGGAAGGCCUUAGGCGCAGUGCCGCCCAAGAAACCGACUCGGGCUUAAACGGGCUCUCCAGGCUCAAGUACUUGGAAAUAGGGCACUUUGGGCGGCCGGGCGCCCAGCUGCAAAUGGCCUCCCUGGGGCUCGGCGUGGGCUGGCUGGGCCUAGAGGAACUAAGCCUUGGCGGUAAGGAGGUGGGACCAGGCCUGCUGUCCGCCAGCCGUCUGAGGGACCUGAAGCGCCUGCGCCUGAGAUGCUGCAAGCUGAGAGAGAUGCAGGUGCUACGUAGCUGCAGGACACUGCGGGACCUGCGCCGGUUGGAGUUCUGCGAGGUGUUCUUCCAGGUUUGCCCAAAGACACCAGAGAGAGAGGGGGAGGUGGAGAGGCAGGGAGAGGGUGAGGAGGGGAGGGAGGGUGGCACAGAUAAUGGUGAUGAUAAACUGGAGGAGAAUGACCCCGUGCCAAGUCUGCGCCGCUCACUUGCUGCUCUGCUGCCACAAUGUGCACUGGUGUUCACCAACUGCACCGUUACAAUAACCUCAGACUAGAUUACAUACUGGAUAUGUUACACAUUUGGUCCCUUAUUCUACUGUUGUAAAACAUUCCUCUCAAUUCAGCCUGUUGCAAACUCAUGCUUUACCUUCAUUCACAUGUGUAAAAAAAUAGAAACCUGCAACAAUUUUAAACUCGCUUACAGCUAUGCUAUUGAACAAAGGGACAGUUCCUGUGACGCCCAUUAAACCAUUAUGAGAGGAAGUGCCUGUUUGCCGUAUUCCCAUCAACAAUGGAUAAGUGGUGGUUCCUCUUUUAGUCUAAAUGUGUGUAAGGAAGUGGUUAAACUUAAAAGCUUGUUUUAAUUGUACACCAGAGAAGCAUCGCAGUGACCAAUAAAUGAUGACUUCAAUCAUGUACUGUAACGGACCUGCUACAGCCAUUGGAUGUCCAGCACUGCCAUCAGCCAUUGAGGGAAUUCUUCCUUUGAAAACAUUGAAAGCUGCUGUACUGCUUGCGUUGCAUCUAAUGGCAAGCUCAAUAAUUGCAGAGGUUCUGUUCUCGGUGGCUGAUGUGUGCAUUCAUUCUAUCUUGUGAAUGGAAAUAUUGAGGGAAGUAGAUUUUGGUUGGUUUCUGUGUAGCAGGUAGGACGUCACAUUGACGGCGAAAUAUAUUGGAACUCUGGGUGGGUGGGGGGUUUAAAUAACAGCUUGGACAGUUAUCAGUCCGUUGCUGGUAUUAUGCAAUUUCCAAACCAUUGCAGUUAAAAUUAGCUGUAGCUCACUAUGUUUUGCUAACUGGAAAAAUACACUUAUCCCCACUUGAGUUGUGUGAUUCUCCAAAGCAGUAUGUUAUCUGUAUUAAUUACGAGAAAGUAGAAAUGAAAACUGUUAAGCUUUUUCCAUCAAGAAACUGUGGUAAAUAAAAAUGGCACAAUGUA
Messenger RNA from Oncorhynchus tshawytscha (Chinook salmon), 2060 nucleotides. Its product is annotated as F-box/LRR-repeat protein 12. Lineage: Eukaryota; Metazoa; Chordata; Actinopteri; Salmoniformes; Salmonidae. Gene Ontology annotation, molecular function: protein binding. The transcript has 4 exons. The record is from RefSeq and is a predicted model, not a curated record. The annotation marks the transcript as partial.